CGUAACGAGUUCCUCAGCCGCUGACAAUCGAAACACACGUCGAUUGAUUCCGCUCGGACUGGCCAGUGCCCAGUGUCGACUAUCGUGUUGACUCGAGUGGUUAGUACAUGAGCUCACGAAGCAUCACUACAGGAAUCAAAGCAUUUCUCAAUUGAAGCAAUCAUCUCGUUGAGCGUAAACAAAUCGUUCCUACGAUGCGACGAUUGAAGCGUUUGGAAAAAGGGGUGGUGCUGUUGAUAUUCUUUAUAUCAACAGUGAAGUCUGCAGCAGUACCCACAGAAGAUUCUUUAGUGCUUACAACAUCGGGAGAUGAGGUCCCUGUAAGCACGGAAGCAGCGCCGACCACAGAGGGGCCCCUCCUUCCAAUAAAACUGUCAGAAAUGCGGGUACACUCUGAAAUAGCAUUACGCUACGCACGCACUGCUGUCACAGCCACUGUCCGAAACCCCGCCAAAAAAUCGCAAGAAGCUUUCUUCAGAGUCCUUCUGCCGGAGACUGCUUUUAUUAGCGGGUUCAUAAUGACUCUCGAUGGAAAAUCUUACAAAGCCUACGUGAAAGAAAAAGAUGAAGCAAAAAAGAUUUAUAAUCAAGCUGUGUCGCAAGGAAUAGGAGCAGCCCACAUUUCCGCCAAAGCUCGUGACUCAAACCAUUUCACAGUAUCAGUGAAUGUUGAACCGAAUACAACAGCAGUAUUCAAUCUCACCUACGAAGAACUUCUGGUAAGACGAAAUGGCGUCUACAACCACGCAAUCAAUCUUCACCCUGGUGCAUUGGUACCAAAGAUGAAGGUCACUGUUCACAUCAAAGAAUCUGCAAAAAUUACAACGCUUAGGGUUCCUGAAGUGAGGACUGGCAACGAAGUUGAUGCAACGGCAGAAGACGCACAGAAUCCAAAUGCAGCUAUAGAUAGAGGUCAAAAAGAAGACGAAGCUACAAUCACAUUUAAACCAGAUAUAGAAGAACAAAAAAGGCUAAUGCAAUUGUAUGCUGCGAAAACCAAGGAAUCUGCUUCUCAUAGACCUUAUUAUUAUGGACAUGAGGAAGAUGACGAGGAAAAAGCGAAAAAUGCAGAGGGGACUAUUGGUCAGUUUGUAGUUCAAUACGACGUGGACAGAUCCAAGAAUGAACAAGUUUUGGUAAACGAUGGGUAUUUCGUCCACUUCUUAGCUCCCACAUCGCUACCGCCGCUCAGGAAACAUGUAGUUUUCGUCCUGGACACGUCUGGUUCCAUGAUGGGCAGAAAAGUUGAACAAUUGAGGGAAGCUAUGCAGAGCAUUCUAGCCAAGCUCAAUAUUGGAGACUACUUCAGUAUCGUUGAGUUCAACUCUAAUGUAAAGGUGCAUGAUCUUCAGGAUGCUGAUAAGCCGGAUAUCCAGAAGCCAAGUUACCUCAGCUAUCGAGCCCAGGAUGCAGUCUUGAUACCUCCUUCACCCGCAAUCCCUGAAAACGUACAAAAAGCGAAGGUCAUCAUAUCUCGUCUACAAGCUUAUGGAGGUACAAACAUCAACAGCGCUCUUAGUGUUGCCAUAGAACUGAUUCACAAAGGAGUGAACUGGUCUGCCAAAGUCCCGACUAAAACAACCACCGACAAGACAACAACCGAAGACGCAGAAAUCACAGCAACCACGCAAGACGUCGCAGAAGACAACUCGGUAUCGGAUAAAAAGGAUAAUAGAAAAGAUGACUUGGAAUCGAUUAUUAUUUUCCUUACGGAUGGCGAUCCAACCGAAGGUGAAACUAAUACCGUACGUAUUCUCUCGCAUAUAUCAGAGAAGAACUACGGGGAAAGGAAAGCUUCGAUAUUUUCACUCGCUUUCGGUGAGGACGCUGACCGUACUUUCCUCCGCAAGCUAUCUCUGAAGAAUGAGGGUUUCAUGCGUCACAUAUACGAGGCUGCAGACGCUGCACUUCAGCUCCGAGAUUUCUACCAGCAGGUGUCAUCGCCACUGCUCGCUAAUGUUGAAUUUACAUAUCCACGGGAACAAAUGAAGGAAGGGUCUUUAACGCGCAGAAAAUUCCGUGCAAUAUAUGAGGGUUCUGAAGUAGUGGUGGCCGGAAGAGUGGCGGAUGGAGUCGAACUGUUUGAGCCCCAUGUGUAUGGCUUCUGUGGAGUUGAAGAUGGAGCUGGUAGGAAAAAAUAUGAGAUCUCACCUAAAAUAGCAGUUUCACGCGGGAAGAAUGAGUACCUGCCUCUGGAACGACUGUGGGCUUAUCUUACCAUCAAACAGCUGCUGGAUGAAAAGGAUGCUUCUGACUCAGACGUUAAGGGCGAGGAUAGUCCUGCUAAAAAAGCACUGGAUAUAGCAUUAAAGUAUGAAUUCGUGACGCCCUUAACCUCCUUGGUCGUGGUAAAACCAAAUGCAACUGACGCUAUCAAUGCUGAAUCUGUUGAUAAACCAGAUCAUGCUGACAACUAUUUGGGGCUGAAUCUAACCCCUCUCUCCGGCGCUCCGGUACCAUCUAGUCUUGGAUUCGCAUCUUUCGACUCAGGACAUAUUAGUGCGAAUAGACUUUCCUAUCCGUCUGCAUCUUACCAUUGGAAUUCAAUGGCAAGUCAGCAUAGUGCGCCGAUGUUUGAAGAUUAUGAAGAAGCUUUAUUCGGCCCACACACGCAUUCGUAUAGUAUGGGUUUUUAUCCCCACGCAUCCUCAAUUGUUGGUUAUCGCAAACCUUCGAGACCGUUGUACUUGCAUACGAAACAGGUAUCGAGCAUUGUAUUACCACAAUCUACAACAGUGCUGGCAACAACCACAAUAUCAUAUUUAGAGGAGUAUCAUUUGGAGGACUACCCGUGGACUAAAAAUAUUCUUAACCAUAGUAAUGACACUCUGGAUGUUUCUGUGAAUGGACAAUUAUUGCAUCUGAAACUCACUAAGGAAUCCACAGCACCAAUUUCGAAGGAAGGUGAUGCAGCCUGCGAGAAGUCAACAGAAGGUUCUGCUGGAGUGUGUGUCUACCUGACCCGGUGCCAUUCCGCCAGGAACAUUGACGAUAACAGUUAUCCAGAGUACCAGUGCAGCGUUGGGGACGGGUUUGCUGGUGUUUGCUGUCCCAAACUUGAAGUUGAUAAAGUUGAGAAUUAAGAGAUUAUUAAUUGAUAUAUUUAAACGUAUAAUGUUGCGCUGACUUAAUAAUUUAUAAGAAGUGCCAUAAAUAAGGUAUAUAAAUUGAUAGAUUUAAAUUGAUAAAUUUUGUAACAAAUAAAAUAAAUGGUCUUUGGUCC
This is a messenger RNA of Leptidea sinapis, 3223 nucleotides long. RefSeq names its product inter-alpha-trypsin inhibitor heavy chain H4-like. The coding region runs from base 195 to 3083 and encodes 962 amino acids. Lineage: Eukaryota; Metazoa; Arthropoda; Insecta; Lepidoptera; Pieridae. The record is from RefSeq and is a predicted model, not a curated record. The transcript has 24 exons.